Equus quagga is the source of this 7620-nucleotide messenger RNA. It is a transcript of the gene SLC12A6, whose product is annotated as solute carrier family 12 member 6. The record is from RefSeq and is a predicted model, not a curated record. Gene Ontology annotation, cellular component: membrane. The transcript has 25 exons. Bases 1167 to 4619 code for a protein of 1150 amino acids. Gene Ontology annotation, biological process: potassium ion homeostasis; chloride transmembrane transport; potassium ion import across plasma membrane. Lineage: Eukaryota; Metazoa; Chordata; Mammalia; Perissodactyla; Equidae. Gene Ontology annotation, molecular function: potassium:chloride symporter activity.
GCUCUCGCGUCUGGCCGGGGAGGGGGCGCCCUCCCCGGCAGCCCGAGCCUUCCUGCGCGCGCCGCGGCGCGGGAACUGUUAUCGGCUCGUAAACAACAGCUGCGCGCGCACCCGCAUCAGCUGGCGCCGGGAUUCCGCACCUGCGACCUCCUCCUCGCCUUCUGUCCCUCCUGCUCAGCCAGGGCCAGCCUGCGAGGCCGUCUCCUCCGCUGCUGGGACCCGAAGGAAGAGGGGCGAGGGGCUGACCUGCGCCGGGGCCCUGGAAGGGGAGAAAGCAUCUCCCGGCAGAGGGUGGCGGGUCUUGUCACACUGCCGGCCAUGGGCUCGAUGGACUAGCAACGAGCUGCCACUACCGUGAGCUGCAGUCCGAGUCGUCUCCAUCGGCUAGCCGCCUCCUCACAGAUCCCAGGGACGUUUUUUGCCAGAAGAGCGGGCGGGCCACCCCGGCAGACCUCUCAGAGGCUGGAAUCCGCUCUGCCCCUGCUUCCUCCUCUGCUCACCCUGCUCUGCUCAUUCUCCUCCAUCUAGUAGUAUAGGGUAUUUUUCCCGUUAUGCAUGCGCACCUCUCCCGCCAGACCCAAGUGGAUUAUCGGCCUCAGAAACAUCGGGUGGCUCUGCACACACCUCCUCCCAGCCAGACCUGCGGAGUAUUCACCUGAUACACAACAGGUGGCCGGUGUACACAGUUUCGCAAUCUGAUCUAUGCUAUAUUUGCCUGGUAAGGUGGGCUUGCGCGCGCUUUGCUCAACUAGAACCGUGGGACAUUUGCCAGAUAAAGGACUGACUACCUCGGCCGAAACCUGGGGUUCAGGAGGAGAAAGGCUUCACCUGCUUCUCUGAGACCAUGGCACGGAGCCCGCAGCCGUGGACCAGGGGAGAUAGCUAGGUAGCUCCUCAUUCUGAGGGAACGAAGUUACACGAGAUUGGCAUCAUUUUGUCGGUUUUUUUUAAAAUAUCUUUCAGCUACUGGUGGUGGACUUAGAGGACAAUCUGCUUGAAUUUUGAGGAAAAGGAAUCUUAUUUGGGGCUUUUUGUGUGGUGUCAAGGUUUUUUUUAAAAAAAGUUAUCUUUUCUAUUUUUGCAAGCAAAAGUAGCUAGCGUAGGAGGAAGGAUUUUGCGGGGUUUUCCUUUUUUCUUUGUCCUUAUAAAGGAAAGGAAAAGGAAAAAUGCAUCCUCCAGAAACCACCAGCAAGAUGGCUUCAGUUCGGUUCAUGGUGACACCAACAAAGAUCGAUGACAUUCCAGGUUUGUCAGACACCAGCCCGGACCUCAGCUCUCGAUCCAGUUCCCGAGUAAGAUUUAGCUCCCGGGAAAGUGUGCCUGAAACAAGCCGUAGUGAGCCCAUGAGUGAGAUGUCUGGAGCCACCACCUCACUGGGAACUGUUGCACUGGAUCCAGCCAGUGACCGGACUUCUAACCCCCCGGAUGUUACUGAAGACCCGAGUCAGAACUCCAUCACAGGGGAACACAGCCAGCUGUUAGAUGAUGGGCAUAAGAAAGCUCGAAAUGCUUAUCUCAAUAAUUCCAAUUAUGAAGAAGGAGAUGAAUAUUUUGAUAGAAACUUGGCACUCUUUGAGGAGGAAAUGGACACCAGACCAAAGGUGUCAUCUCUCCUCAGCCGCAUGGCCAAUUAUACCAAUCUAACACAAGGAGCAAAGGAACAUGAAGAGGCGGAGAACAUCAGUGAAGGGAAAAAGAAGCCCACCAAGAUCCCCCAAAUGGGUACUUUCAUGGGUGUCUACCUCCCGUGUCUACAGAAUAUUUUUGGAGUGAUCCUGUUUCUACGCCUUACAUGGGUGGUGGGCACAGCUGGAGUUCUUCAGGCCUUUGCGAUUGUCCUUAUCUGCUGCUGCUGUACAAUGUUGACUGCUAUCUCCAUGAGUGCCAUUGCCACUAAUGGAGUGGUACCAGCUGGGGGCUCAUACUUUAUGAUUUCCCGGGCACUGGGCCCAGAGUUUGGCGGGGCUGUUGGCCUCUGCUUUUACCUUGGUACCACAUUUGCAGCAGCCAUGUAUAUCCUUGGUGCCAUUGAAAUUUUUCUGGUAUACAUUGUACCCCGGGCUGCCAUCUUCCGUAGCGAUGAUGCACUCAAGGAAUCAGCAGCCAUGCUAAAUAACAUGCGUGUCUAUGGCACAGCCUUCUUGGUCCUCCUGGUAUUGGUGGUAUUCAUCGGCGUACGCUAUGUGAACAAGUUUGCCUCACUUUUCCUGGCCUGUGUCAUUGUGUCCAUCUUGGCCAUCUAUGCUGGAGCCAUCAAGUCUUCUUUUGCCCCUCCGCACUUCCCGGUCUGCAUGCUGGGUAACCGCACCCUUUCAUCACGACACAUUGACAUUUGCUCUAAGACCAAGGAAAUUGGCAACAUGACAGUGCCAUCAAAGUUAUGGGGCUUCUUCUGUAACUCAAGUCAAUUUUUCAAUGCUACCUGUGAUGAAUACUUUGUUCACAAUAAUGUUACUUCAAUCCAGGGCAUACCUGGAUUGGCUAGUGGUGUCAUUACAGAGAACCUUUGGAGUAAUUAUCUACCAAAAGGAGAGAUCAUUGAAAAGCCUUCAACCAAAUCUUCCGAUGUCUUAGGCAGCUUAAGCCAUGAGUAUGUCCUUGUUGACAUCACUGCCUCUUUCACUCUUCUGGUGGGAAUCUUCUUUCCCUCUGUCACAGGUAUCAUGGCUGGAUCAAACAGAUCUGGAGAUCUGAAAGAUGCUCAAAAGUCUAUUCCCAUUGGCACUAUCCUUGCCAUCUUGACCACCUCCUUUGUCUAUUUAAGCAAUGUUGUCCUUUUUGGUGCAUGUAUUGAAGGCGUUGUUCUCAGAGACAAGUUUGGGGAUGCUGUGAAAGGUAAUCUGGUGGUGGGUACCUUAUCUUGGCCAUCCCCGUGGGUGAUUGUUAUUGGCUCCUUCUUCUCAACAUGUGGGGCUGGACUUCAGAGUCUCACAGGUGCACCGAGGCUACUGCAGGCUAUAGCCAAGGAUAACAUCAUACCCUUUCUCAGGGUUUUUGGUCACAGCAAAGCCAAUGGCGAACCUACCUGGGCUUUACUUCUAACUGCUGCCAUUGCAGAGCUGGGAAUCCUUAUCGCCUCCCUGGAUCUUGUGGCCCCAAUUCUUUCCAUGUUUUUUCUUAUGUGUUACCUCUUUGUGAACUUGGCAUGUGCCUUGCAGACAUUACUUCGAACACCCAACUGGAGACCCCGGUUCCGCUAUUACCACUGGGCCCUCUCUUUCAUGGGAAUGAGUAUCUGUCUGGCUCUGAUGUUCAUUUCUUCCUGGUAUUAUGCCAUCGUAGCUAUGGUAAUAGCUGGUAUGAUCUACAAGUACAUCGAGUACCAAGGAGCUGAGAAAGAAUGGGGUGACGGUAUCCGUGGUCUGUCCCUAAGUGCAGCCCGGUUUGCUUUGCUUCGGCUGGAGGAAGGACCUCCACACACUAAAAACUGGAGGCCUCAGUUGCUUGUAUUACUGAAACUGGAUGAAGACUUACACGUCAAGCAUCCUCGCCUCCUCACCUUUGCUUCACAGCUUAAAGCAGGAAAGGGUCUUACUAUCGUGGGCUCUGUCAUCGUGGGGAACUUCCUGGAAAACUAUGGUGAAGCUUUAGCUGCUGAGCAGACCAUAAAGCACCUAAUGGAGGGAGAGAAAGUGAAAGGAUUCUGCCAGUUGGUGGUGGCCGCCAAGCUGAGAGAGGGCAUUUCCCACCUCAUCCAGUCAUGUGGCCUUGGGGGCAUGAAGCAUAACACAGUGGUGAUGGGAUGGCCUAAUGGCUGGCGCCAGAGUGAAGAUGCUCGAGCUUGGAAGACUUUUAUUGGCACAGUUCGAGUGACAACUGCUGCCCAUCUGGCCCUGCUAGUGGCUAAAAACAUCUCCUUCUUUCCCAGCAAUUUGGAGCAGUUUUCUGAGGGCAACAUUGAUGUGUGGUGGAUUGUGCAUGAUGGGGGGAUGCUCAUGUUAUUACCAUUUCUACUUAAACAGCACAAGGUGUGGCGAAAAUGCAGCAUACGGAUCUUCACAGUUGCCCAACUGGAAGACAAUAGUAUUCAGAUGAAGAAGGACCUGGCCACCUUCCUCUAUCACCUGCGCAUUGAGGCAGAGGUGGAAGUGGUGGAAAUGCACGACAGUGACAUAUCAGCUUAUACUUAUGAGCGCACCCUAAUGAUGGAACAAAGGUCCCAGAUGCUCCGGCAAAUGCGACUAUCCAAAACAGAGCGGGACAGAGAGGCACAGUUGGUGAAAGAUCGGAACUCAAUGCUACGAUUGACCAGCAUUGGCUCUGAUGAGGAUGAAGAGACAGAAACCUAUCAGGAGAAGGUGCACAUGACUUGGACGAAAGACAAGUACAUGGCAUCCCGGGGGCAAAAGGCUAAGUCAAUGGAAGGAUUCCAGGAACUGCUUAACAUGCGUCCGGACCAGUCCAAUGUGAGGCGGAUGCAUACAGCAGUGAAGCUCAACGAGGUUAUAGUUAACAAGUCCCAUGAAGCAAAGCUGGUUUUGUUGAAUAUGCCAGGGCCACCUCGAAACCCUGAGGGUGAUGAGAACUACAUGGAGUUCCUAGAAGUGCUCACUGAGGGACUAGAGCGAGUCCUCCUUGUCCGAGGUGGUGGCAGUGAAGUGAUCACCAUUUAUUCCUAAUCUACUCCUGAAUGACUUUACAUGACCUCACCUUUCCUAAAAGGCUUCUAACCUCCAUGGAAGAGCCAGCUCUUUACCACCACUCCCAUCAACUAGAGGCCUGUGUUCUGUAUACAUCACACCGAACUCUUGACAAGCUGAGCCUCAAGUACUUGUGCAAAAAAGUACAAAUAGAUUGCUCUUUGCUUCCACAUGAUCUGCUGUCCUUACAGAAGCAAAUAUUCCCUCAACAUCAGAACAAUGGUCAGGUCCUAAAAGCCAUGUCUGUACCAGUUGAAGGCAAGUUAGGAUUAACUAGCUAAAUCAAUAAAAUGAAUUGGCAAAAGGGAUGCUAGAAAUUCAACUCAAGACAAAAAGCAAGUACAUAUCCAGCAUUAAAGACGAGUCUCAGAAGUCAUGAUUCAAUAAUGACACCAUGGGGGUGACAGCCAGAGACACAGCCUCAUCAUAACUCAUGACCAAGUAUAGGGGACCUAGCAUUCUUAUGGAGGUAACCUGUGGCAAGCCAAGAUGAAAAACUUUUUUAGCUAAUUUUCUUUAGUGCAUCCACUGCUCUCUAGAGCUCUAAUUUUAUAUUAGGGUACUAAUAUAAAAAACUAAAACAUGGCUGCAGCCUCUACUUCUUCCUCCAAAACAAGAUUCCCCCAAAAUACCAGGUUUAAGUACACAUAUUGUGUGGUGUAUAUUUCAGCUGUUUCUCAAAACCCAUUCUGUGAUUAAGAUUGUAACAUAGACAGUGUUACCAUGGAAAUUAUUUUUUAAAAGGUGGAGUAAAAAUAAUUUCUUUCAGGUUCUUUUCAAAUGGCCAAACUAAGGGAACUCCAAAAAGUAGCUAUUAAGAUUUACUGAAAUACAGUCUGUGGUUACCUAUGUGACAUGGGCAAAACAUACAAGCUGUUACUUAAGAAAAACAGAUGCUGGUGCACAGUGACCAAUAGGUUCUCCUUUCCUUCUCCCUUUUAAUGCCCUCUGGGUUUGUAGGCACAAGUCCAAAAUCAUAGGAACAAACACUAGGAAGACUGGCUAAAAUCCUUCCCUAAGAGCUUUAGACUGUCUUUUAAAGGGAGAAUCCAGCAAUGGAAUUCAAAGUUCUAGAGCCAUAUUCCUUCCAGAGUACCAAAGUUACUGAGCUGCUGCUAUUCUCCUUAACUAUGUCACUUAACUAAGUGGCAUACAGUUGGCAUUGUCCUAAUUCAAGAAAGUUUUCUUUCACUAAGAAACCUGUGGACUCGUUUCCAAAGCCAUAGCAAAGACUUGAGGCACCCACCUAAAUGCCCAGAGUAUGAGCAUUUUUCUUUUUCCUUCAAUUUCAUUCUUCAUUCUGCCUGCAGAAGCUUGGCUCUGAACUAAGAAAUUAUCCAAGCCAAUAGACUUCUGCUGUUUCAGUUUUGUUUUCUGAAAGCUCUAAAUGUGUCAAGGAAAUACUUGUGCCAGCUUAGCUUUUUAUUUACUAAUUUACUGAUUACAAAACACCUGGCUUUCAAGCAUAGGAAAAACUACCCUGUGUGGCAGAGUGGUAAUUUCAAAGAUGUGAAAUCUUUCUUUUACAGGAUAGCUAUAUAGAAAAACUAUCUUGCCUGUAUUCAUGGCUGCUUUUCAAUUUCACUAUAUUAUUUAUAAAUAGUGCCACUCUUUUUUGAUUACCCAACAGGAUAUGGGGCAAGCUGACCUGUGUGCCAGCAGACUGUUCAUUUGACCCUUAUGGACAAAGGAGAAAUAUGGCUUAAGAAAUUGAGUUAUUUUGAUUUUGCUCUUCUUUCAACGUCCAGGCUCAGGGUAGCAAAGCAGACAAGAUCUGUCAGUCUUUUUUUCCUGCUCCUUCCUGCAGAAGGUAGAAGCAUUGUUUACAACUUCUAUUGCAACACUCCAUUGCUUAGUUGAGUCCAGCAGUAGUGGGACCGGUCCCCUAUGACCCAAGAUAUCAAAGACCCAUGCUCUAAAGGUCAGCCUGCCCAGGAAUUCCUCUACAUUCACACACACCCUCUGGCCCAAGUGAUAAUUAUAGGUACAUUUUCCUCCAUAUAGAAAAAAUAUGAGCAGAAAAUAAAGUUAGUUUUACAAGAGAUUUUUGUGGUAGGAGCUCUGUAAGAAUCCUUUAAAGGGAUAAAAGAAUUAGUGGCUACUAACAGAGCCACUACUUCAGCCCCUAAAACACAAAAUCACCAUUACAUUGGGAAAAUGGUUGUUAGGCCAGACUUAAGGUCAUCUUUGUCCUGAGCAUUUCAUGUUUGUGCUGCUUAUGUCUGUCUUUAAAAUGUCUUGUCUCUUAAUCACUGCAAAUAAAGCAAUACCGAAAACCUGAGACAGAAUGCACCUUAGGGGAAGGGGCUUUGUGUUUCAAGAGGGAAGAGAAAGGAAAGACUUCCUCCUGCCUUUUGAAUAAGAUCUAGCUUUUAAGUCUUGGCUAUGACUUUACCAGGGCAGGUUAUAAUAAUAUCCAUUCUCUAACUGCUGGCCCUCUGCCUUCUAUAGCUAUCUUAAAAGCUGACGUUUGGAUUGUGCAGCAUCUGUUUGACAGGUGCCAGGUUCCUCUUGGCAGGGGAAAGAUCACUUUGUAUCUUCCGUUGCCUCAGAUUCCUGUGGUCCCAACAAUCCCACCAAUCUUCAUUCCCCCUAAAUGUGUUAAAAAUCCAUUAUUGUGGAUAUUAAAGUAGCAGUUACGCUGUAAGCCUAUUUUUGUGCUCUUUUUGUCUGGUUUAUUUUUCUUUUCAUCAUGUAUAAUCUGAAUCCAGCAUUAGUUUCUCACAUCUUCCACAAGUGUCUCCAACAGAAUUUUUAUGUCCCAGCUUAUGUAAAAUAGAAGUGAAAUAUUAAGGCAAAAUAGAUUUAAGGGAAACUUGUGCAACUUUUUUUUUAAGCAUUAUUCUCCAUUUAAUUUAUUGAAAGGAGAUGCUGCUGUAAAUCUUGAUUUAGCAGCAACCAUUCUUUUGUUUACAUAGAGUUGUGGUUUUAUUUGUUGUUUUGCUCUGUACUGGAAACAUAAAUAAAGUUUUCUACAUUA